Messenger RNA from Caenorhabditis angaria, 2180 nucleotides. NCBI's taxonomy places the organism in Eukaryota, Metazoa, Nematoda, Chromadorea, Rhabditida, Rhabditidae. The record is from the annotation of a GenBank genome assembly.
AUGGUGCUACUCAAGUUUAAAAAUCAAAGCGAUUAUGAAUUUGACUACGAAAAUGUUGGGAAGAUAUUUUUCUUUGAUUGGAAGCAAAUCGAAAAUCCGGUGAGUUGUUUCAAAACUUUUCAAAAUUCAUUUUAUCAGUCCAAAAAAAAAAUAAGCAGUCCCAAAUUUAUUUUGGGUCUGCAAAUUAUUUAUUGAACAUUUUGUGUUGUGCAAAUAAAAUGUGACAUAGUUCAGUGGUAAAACUCUCGAUUUUGAAUCUGAUGGUGACGAGUUCGAUCCCUCCUGCAUGCGAACUUUUUUUUUUUGUUUUUUCUAUUUUUGACACAAUCUUUUUAUUUGCUAAAUUCCAAUCAAAACCUACGUUUCUUGCAGUUCGAUAUUCUUCCAAUGGAAAUGAAAAUGAUGAUUUUCAUAUAUUUGGAUCCGGAAGACAUAACUCAAUUUGGAAAAUGCUCAAAAAGUUGUCAAGAAUUAUUCAAAUUAUUGCGACCAAAAAUCAAAAGUGUAUAUUAUCGAGGAAAUAUAGAAAUGAGCCAAGAAUGUUAUCUACGAAUCCAAUUUCAUAAAUAUCCGACGAAAAUAUACCAAAUAGAAUUGGAAACAAUCAAUUCGAAAAAAUUAUCGAGAAGAAAUAGGAUGAUUGAAUGUAAUGGAAUAAUCGUCGAAACUAUUGGAUCGAAAAAAUCAAAUACGAAAGGAUGCAGAUCCAGUAUUUUACUCACAAAGUUAGUUUUUUGUUUAAAAUUUAGUUUGAUCAAAUAAUGAACGUGUUUGGAAUUUUUACUAAAAAGUUAUGACGUCACAAAUCUCAAACCUUAAAGACACGUAGAAAGCUAGAAAUCGUUCAAAAAUCAUUAUUUGCAUAUUUUAUAUCAUCCUUCAAACAGUACAUAAACAAAAUUGAAAAAUAUUCGGUUAAGCGAAAGUCAAAAAGAAAUCGGCUUUUUUGAAAUCGCUCAGCCGACGCGAAAUUGGUGUUUGCACAAAUGUUCGUAAUUUGACGCACAUGUGUGCAUUCUUAGCAUACCGUACCACCACUUUUUUAUUUAUUUUUUGAAAAACGGCGCGCGUUCAAAUUUUUACGAUUGCGAGCACACAUUUCUAGUUUUUUACGUGUCUUUGAGAAAGAACAAAAAAAUUAGAAGUGUGUUUUUUUUUGCUGAGAUACAUAGAAAAAAUAAAACAUGUUUUUUCACGUGAAAUUGCGGACUGAUUGCUUUGACCGCAUGAAGCUAAUUUGCAAUUUUGCACUUUCAAAAUUUCAAUGGAAAAAAGAACGAAAUUGCUUUGACACGCGGAAAAACGUGAAAAUGACAUGGGCUUUCGAGUCUGCAAACACCGCUUCUAUUUUUUCUAUGUGCUGAGUCCACCUUCGGAUUUCGAAUCAAGAUAUCAUCACAGUUCGAUUCCAGCGGAAGGAAUUCAUAUUUUCAGAUUCACAAUAACACCACUAUCAAGAUAUCAAGAUACGAAACUACUAUUACAUCGAACAAAUCCAAAACAUCUUCAAAUUAAUGCUUUUGAAAUAUUCAAAAAUAUAAUUGAAUUUAACAAAUCAUCGAUUGAUGAAAUUACAAUUGAAGUAAAUCGUAUUGAAUCAAUUUACAUGAGAGCGAUUGAUAUUUAUUCGGAAAACUUGAAAAUAUUGCAAAUCGAUGGAAAUUUCACAGAUCAUCCACAAUUGAAUCAAUUUCUCUCAAUUGAAUUUGUUAGCAUGAAAAAUUUCAAAAUUAGCUCGCAACAUCUUCCAAUGAUAAAAUCAAAAGAUCUUGUGUUGCACAAAACAGUUAUGGACCAAACAUUGUAUAACGAGCUUUUGACAAAAUGGAGAGAUGGUUUGAUGGAAAAUUUGAGAAAAGUUACGAUGUUUGGAGAUGAUGAUUGGUUUCAUGAUUUGUUUGUUGAUAAUACGAUUCUUAGAGUUGUGAUGAAUGAAUAUGGAGAGUUAGUACAGAGGUGAGUUGAUAGAAUUCCAAAAACUUCCGAAGUACUCGAUCGAGUCACUUUUUCAAAAACGCCGUAAGAUUCAAAAAAAAUCUUCAUAUUUUUGCAGCAGUAUUGAUGAAAUAAGAUGUGAAGUUGUUGGUUCGCCAUCAGUUGAUUUUAAUAUCAAAGGAGUUUUGCUUGAUCAGAAUCAUCAUUGGCCUGUUCGAAUGUAUCUGAAACGAGACGAUUUUUAA